Messenger RNA from Penaeus monodon (black tiger shrimp), 1485 nucleotides. RefSeq lists its product as uncharacterized. Bases 214 to 1380 code for a protein of 388 amino acids. The transcript has 8 exons. The record is from RefSeq and is a predicted model, not a curated record. Lineage: Eukaryota; Metazoa; Arthropoda; Malacostraca; Decapoda; Penaeidae.
GUGAAGUGGAGAAGAGGCAGGUGUUGCGAACGUCCACAACCCAAAGAGCAAAGGGUCCAGGAAGGAGCAUAGCCAGUGGCCAGUGAGGAGCCGCGCGUCUUGGUGAGCAGAGCCUAACGCACGCGGCCAUCUUGCUUCAGACGUCUCGAAGACACCGCAGCCGGCGUUCGAGUGUCAACGAAAUACCGAAUAAAGGGAUGCAGUGAUUGGGAGAUGAAGAUGAAAGCGGGAAUAGAAUGGCUGUCGUUGUUGGCAGUUCUGGUAUUCUUCCCUGAAGCCUGCCACAGUGUCUACCCAACAGGAUGGAUUAUCAGGGGAACACACGGCUAUUACGUCAGAGGAGGCACAGCCUAUAACUUCAGUGACCAAAGGAACUUCUGCAAGGGAGAAGGAGCUAUGCUAGUUGCCGUCACGGAUAGGGAUGUUAGUAAAUACAUAGAUGGCAUCACUGGAACAAACUAUUUUUACACAUCACUGAAGGACUUUCAAACCCUGUCCCCCGACCGUGACUGGCGCUGGCAAGAGUACCAACGGACUCGACUGGGUGUGUACAGUUAUCAACACACCCCUAUAACCGACUAUGUACAUUCUAUAUUCCUAUACCCCCGAACUGGCAUCAAUGACUGUGUGGUGGAACGUAAUGGCAAUGAACUCCAUUCUAUACCCUGCACAAACGCCUACUAUGCCAUAUGCGUUAAGGAACACAGUCCUGAAAUCUGUCCCCAAGGCUACGAUAGCUUAGGAACCGUCUGCAUCUCCACGGGGCAUUACCCAAGGACCUACGACGUAGCCAAGGAAAUCUGUUCAGACCGCUACGGUGCCCUUUUCGAGCCCCGAACAACCUGGGACCUGGACAGUCUAAAGCCGUUUUUAGAAGGGUACAACUGGCUCGAGAACGCAAGGGUGAAUGUCGUCUAUAAGGAUAAUGGAUGGAGGUUCGAAUCCGACGGACAGGAGAUCCAAGCGUCUCUGUGGGGCGAGAACGAACCCAGCAUGGAACUCGACAAACUGUGUGCUAUCUACAAUGCCACUUCAGGAAGACUGUCGUCUGCUCGGUGUACUGAUACACAGCACUACCUCUGCGUUUACAAGCCGAAAGCAAGCUGUCCUCCCGGAUACUUCGACUUUGGCUGGUCUUCCGAAUGCUUCCUCAUUGGUUCUGUGGCCCUGCCUUACGCCUCCGCCGAGACCUACUGCGAGAAUUGGGGAGGCGAAGUGGCCUCUAUCAGGGAAUCAUUGACGAGGGAUAAUAUUCACAACCUCCAGUACUAUGGUUUCAGGCAAGCGACGAACAUCCAGUUGUGGGUGGACCUCAACGAUAGAACGGCUGUAAGAAUCGGGUUUUUGUUUUGUUUAUUUUAUGUUUAUUUAAUUAUUUAGUAUCCUGUAAAAAAGUCAGGGAUUAGGGGUAUCCGAAUUCAUUACGAGGGCCACGUCGAGAAAUUCUGUCAAAGUAAUGAAAAGUUAACAGGAAAUGAGAAAACA